Moneuplotes crassus is the source of this 2347-nucleotide messenger RNA. Lineage: Eukaryota; Ciliophora; Spirotrichea; Euplotida; Euplotidae. The record is from the annotation of a GenBank genome assembly.
AUGGACCUAACCACUCUCAAGACAAACCACUCAAAAAAUCCACCUCAACCGGCUCCUAUUUACUACAAAUCCCUUAUAACCAACUCUAAAAUCCUGUCCCAGUCCUACAGGUUUCCUGAAUCCAAGCUAAAAGUUACCCUAAAUAAAAAUUACAGAAGGAAUGGGAGAACGAAGGUGAAGAAAGGUGAUGUUUAUCGGUAUAAUAUUGAUCCGAGAGCUAAAGGAGGGAUGAGUAAUAGUGCAAAUUCUGUUAAUAAAGCUAAGAUGACUGAUAAAGCGAUACCUUUGUUUAAUGAAUACGAAGAUGUAAAGACAGAUUAUUCUGUAAAGAAAUAAAAUUUCUCCCCCGAGUGCCAUUGGAUGCAACCACCCACAAGAGAAUCAGAAUAAGCAAGAUUUUUAUAAAAUUUUAAUGCAGCUCAAAAGAAGUAAAAAUAGGUCAAUUAAGAGGAGCAAGGUAGAUCACUGGUAUGAAAAUGCUCAAAGGGUUGUAUCUUCUCAAAAUAAAUCAAGGAAGAGAAGAUCUUUAUCUUCUAACAGAUGAUAUACAGCUUCUUCUAGAACUCGCCAACUCACUACAAACUCAUUUAGUACCUCCUUAAACACUUCAGGAUUUAAUAAAUUCUACAAGUCAUCUAGACUAGACCGUCAAAAUACAGUUGAAUCUGACAAGAGACUAAGGCAAAAUUCAAGUUCUAGGUUGCUCCAAAGUAGCCAUUUUAAAUCAUUCACAGCUGAGCCAGUCCCAAGUUCCCCUCGAGAUCUUUGCUCUGACUAUUACGAUAGUGCCAUCCACAAUAUGACCAACAAGGAGCUGUUCACUGAACCAGAAUGGGAAGAUUUCAACCUAAAUACAUCACCUAAAAAGAAACAGAAAGAAAUCCUUGAAAAACUUAAAAGAAAAUAUAAACUGAUUAAGAGGUCUUAUCCCGAACAAGUGCCAAGUUAUGUAAAUGCAGAGAUCAAGCAGUUCUUUAGAGACCUCCAGCACUGGUUUGAGGACAUCUUCAGAGCAGGGAUGUACAUCCCUGAUGCCAAUACUUCCUUAGUCAACUUUGUGGUCUCUGAGAAAGGUGAUAUUUUCAUUCCUUCUGAAAGCGCACAUGAGGCUACAGGCGAUAUGGUUGUACUCAAGCAGAAUUAUAUUGCAAAGGCUAGGUUCAGCCAAGGAGUUCUACAGGAAGGCCAAGCUUGUAUUUUGCAUGUUGCUGGUGAUUACUAUGAUGGAAGAGUACUCACUGAUGGUAUUCCUGAUGGCCAAGGAUCAUUUUACUAUGCAGAUGGCAAAAAUUACGAUGGGCAAUUUGUUCAAGGCAAAAGAGUUGGUAAAGGAAGACUUAAUUAUGCUAAUAAAAGUCAAUAUAUCGGGCAAUUUAUUGAAGACGAAGCAAAUGGAAAUGGUAUCUUUAUUGAUACUAAAGGAAACAGAUUCAUGUCUCUUCAAGCACAAGACAGCUCUGAAGAUUGUGGAUUCUUCAAAAACGGAAAACUCUUUGGACUAGGUGAAAUUAGAUAUGAGAAUUCUAACACCUACAAAGGAAACUUCAAGAACACCAAAAAGGAAGGAUACGGAGUAAUGAAAUACUCAAUUCCAGCAGGUAAUGAAAUACGCACUGGGAUUUACAAAGGAAACUGGAAAAGAGACAUGAGAGAGGGUCAAGGAGAAAUGACUUAUGACAACAUGUCAACUUUUAAGGGAACUUGGUCUAAAGAUGCUAAAAGUUAUGGCACUCUUAUCAACAAUGAUGGCUCUAAAUAUACAGGGUCCUUCUUUGAAGAUGAGUAUCACGGAUACGCCAAACUCACCCUCAGAAAUGGAGUCAUCAUCGAGGGAGAGUUCAUCAAUGGAGAACUUAAAGAUAAAGGUAAAAUCACCUUCAAAGAUGGCCAAAUCUUUGAAGGAAUUAUAGAGCAUUGGGAUAUUGGUGAAAGAGGCUUUCUUAAUUAUCCAGACGGCAGUCAGUAUGAAGGACAAUUCAAAUUUGGCCGCCAGCACGGGUUUGGGAUAUAUACUUCUCAUAAUGGUGACAAAUAUGAAGGAAAAUGGGAAGAAGGUGCUAAAGCAGGAUUUGGCAGAGAAUUCAUUUUCAAAACCAAAGAAUACUACGAAGGUCUAUUUAGCAAAAAUAGAAGGCAUGGUAAAGGGAAACUACUUACCGAUAAAGGAGAACUAUAUGAAAUCCUCUAUUCUAGAGGAGAUCUGAAAAACAGAAGUAUGGUACCUAUCAAGGUAGGAAAAGGCUUAUACAGAAAGCAAGUAGGGAAGUUCUUAGAAGAGAGACAUAUAGUCGAGCCCAAAGUGACUGCGAAUUAUCGCUCUUCCGUCUGUGUCACUAUAAUUCCAUAA